AUCCCGACCUCAUCGCCAGAUUUCUUUUUUUCCCUUUCCCUUGCAACCAUCCUCGCCUUUUCUUUUUCCCUUCCCCAGGCCCCUACACGUCGCCUAAUCUUCCCUCCCUUUUCACAUUGUCUUCUCAAUUCUCGUAGGCAUCGCGAGCGUUGCGGACCCUUUCCUUUAAAGCUGUAAAAUAUCAACACGCGGUCAGCCACUAGUUCAUCCCCCUUCGACACAAUGGCACUGGCUACCAAGGACACGGCGGCGUACAUCAAGAGCUUGACGACUCCGCCUGCGCCCGGCGCUCCUCAUGGUGUUGCCAUCGCAGGCACAGAACGGCCCGGCCGUACCGCCAUCUACCGCCAUCACAAGAUUGGCGAUGGCCCACUCCUGACCACGUUCAACCCCGAGAUCCAAUCGGUCCACGAUCUGUUCGAAAACGCCGUUAAGAAGCGCCCCAGCAAGCGCUGCCUCGGCACCCGUCUCUGGAACCCCAGCACGCAAUCAUGGGCAGACACAUAUGAAUGGGAGACGUAUGGCGAGGUGGCCGAGCGUCGCAAGAAUCUGGGAGCCGGUCUCGUCGAAAUCCACAAGAGUGUCGGCCACACUCUAGACAAGUAUCCCGUUGGACUUUGGUCUCAGAAUCGCGCCGAAUGGCAAAUCACCGAUCUUGCUCUUGCGUCGCAGGCUCUCUUCACCGUAUCACUAUAUGAUACUCUUGGUCCGGACACUUCCGAGUACAUCAUCAACCAUGCCGAACUCGCCUGUGUCGUCUGCUCUCUGCCUCAUAUCCCGACUCUCUUGAAGUUGGCCCCUCGAAUCCCAUCCCUCAAGCUGAUCGUCUCCCUUGACGAGCUCGAGCAAGGCGAGCAAAAGGGUCUGACCAAGGGCGCUGUUUUGAACGACAUUGCUUCUCAGCACGGCAUCAAGAUAUACUCUUUCAAGGAGGUUGAGGAGAUUGGCGCCAAGUCUGGCCGCCCCAUGCGCCCGGCCAAGUGGGACGACCUCUGCACAAUCAACUACACUUCGGGAACCACUGGUGCGCCAAAGGGUGUUGUCAUCACUCAUGGCAAUGCCGUUUCUGCCAUCUCUUCCAGCCGCCUGCAGGGUGCGGUGACUGAAAAGGACGUUCACAUGUCCUAUCUGCCUCUUGCUCACAUCUACGGCAGAAUGAUUGAUCAGGUUGCCCUGUCCGAAGGUGCCAGCAUUGGCUUCUUCCGUGGCGAUAUCCUGGGCCUGGUCGACGACAUGAAGAUUCUCAAGCCCACCGGUUUCAUCUCUGUGCCCCGCUUGUUCAACCGCUUCAACUCGGCAAUCCGAACCGCCACCAUCGAGGCCGAGGGUACCAGGGGAGCCCUGUCUCGCCAGGUCAUCAACACCAAGAAGGCCAGCAUGCGUCUGCCACCAGGCAAGGCGAACAACACGCAUUUCCUGUACGACCGUAUCUGGACCCCCAAGGUCAGGGCUGCCGUGGGCUUGGAUAGGGCCCACUCGAUGAUCAGCGGCAGCGCACAGCUGGAUCCUGAUGUUCAAGAGUUCCUCCGUGCUGCCUUUGGCAACAACUUUUACCAAGGUUUUGGUAUGACCGAGUCAUACGCCGUUGGUACCGUUCAGAUUCCAGGAGACUUCAGUCUCGGCAACAUCGGACCCCCAACUGGUUGUGUCGAAAUCUGCCUCGAGUCCGUGCCCGAGUUUGACUACACCGUCGACGACAAGCCCAACCCCCGCGGUGAGCUUCUUCUCCGAGGCCCAUGCAUUUUCCGCGAGUACUACAAGAACGAGGAGGAGACCAAGAAGGCCAUCGAGUCCGAUGGAUGGUUCCACACCGGUGAUAUCGCCGAGAUUGACAAGAUGGGCCGCUUCAAGAUCAUUGACCGCAAGAAGAACGUUCUCAAGCUGUCCCAGGGUGAAUACAUCUCUCCUGAGCGUAUCGAGAACGUCUACUUGGGCAACACCAACUUGGUUGCAAUGGCCUAUGUCCACGGCGACCCCAAGGAGUCUGCACUCGUCGGUAUCUUUGGCAUCGACCUGGAGAACUUCCCACCUUUUGCCAGCAAGGUCCUUGGCGAGACCGUCACGGCCGCUGACCUCCCGGCCCUCAAGGAGGCUGCCAACCACCCCAAGGUUAAGGCAGAGUUCCUCAAGGUGCUCAACAAGAUUGCGCAGAAGCAAAAGUUCAACAGCUUUGAGCGUGUUCGCGCUGUCUAUCUUGACAUUGAGCCCUUUAGCAUCCAGAACGAGCUGUUCACACCCACUCUUAAGCUGAAGCGGCCUCAAACUGCCAAGGCCUUCCGUGCUCAGAUCGACAAGAUGUACGAGGAGAUUAACGCCGAGACUGGCCCUGCCAAGUUGUAAGAAUAGAUAAAUGAACAGGCAUGAUGUUUGUUGCUGAGCGAAUUUUUCUUUGGGUUUUUUAAUGUUUGGAUAUAUAGCUAGUUAUCAGUUACGGUUAUCUGCUAGCUAAUAGCCGUGGGCGGUAAAGAAUGUGGAGUGUGUGUGUGUAUUUGCAGAGAGAGUACGGCGGCAAGCUUCCUUUUUUGGGGGAGUGUUUUCGCUUGUCAGUGCGAAAGAGUUAUGAAUAUAAAACAGACGAGAAGGAAUCAAAGAUAAAUUAAUAAAGGGGGUCUUUUCUUCUUUACGAUGCCUUUCGGACUUGGUCAUUCAUAUGCUAUAUGCGAUGUCGACGAUUCCUUUAUGUCAGGAAGCUGGAACACAAAGAGAAGAGUGGUGAAGUCGAAAAGUGGGACAAGUAGCUAGCUAGCUACGAUUCUGCAGCUAAAUGCUCAAUAAAGACUGUGCUUAUCUC
Molecule: messenger RNA, 2791 nt
Organism: Trichoderma harzianum CBS 226.95
Lineage: Eukaryota; Fungi; Ascomycota; Sordariomycetes; Hypocreales; Hypocreaceae
Exons: 3
Coding region: 223-2340 (705 amino acids)
Biological process (GO): long-chain fatty acid metabolic process
Cellular component (GO): membrane; endoplasmic reticulum
Molecular function (GO): long-chain fatty acid-CoA ligase activity
Source: RefSeq, a predicted model, not a curated record